Messenger RNA from Aricia agestis (brown argus), 3861 nucleotides. RefSeq names its product ephrin type-B receptor 1-B (gene Eph). Bases 389 to 3427 code for a protein of 1012 amino acids. The transcript has a single exon. Gene Ontology annotation, molecular function: ATP binding; transmembrane-ephrin receptor activity; protein binding. Lineage: Eukaryota; Metazoa; Arthropoda; Insecta; Lepidoptera; Lycaenidae. The record is from RefSeq and is a predicted model, not a curated record. Gene Ontology annotation, biological process: protein phosphorylation; cell surface receptor protein tyrosine kinase signaling pathway; axon guidance. Gene Ontology annotation, cellular component: plasma membrane; neuron projection.
GCUGCGCGUCCAUGUCAAGCAAGUGAGUUUUCAUCUGUGUAAUUUAGAGGAUCAAUAUAAAUUAAAAAUGCGGAAUCCUCACAUAAAAUAGUGCCAAUUGUGUAAAUGAAACAUUCAAUAAACAAAUACCCGACUUAUGUGCAAGUUAUACGAAGUGAUUAACCUUUGGGUUCUUUUUUUUGUUCGUAACACGAAAAAUACUUACCUGUGAAGAAAUGAAGGGGCCGUCCUUUAUCUUCGACAUAGUGAAGUGUUAGCCCCGAAUACCGAGAAAUCAUGGACAGUUUAUAAUUUUGGCAUUAUGUAGUGUGAUUGAUUUAAUUUCGUUUAAAAUUUCGUAAAGUGCACAGUUUUGAGGCAUUGACUUGAAUUGUGUUAUGCCGUCGAUAUGAUGUGGUUGUGCGUAGCGGUGGCGGCCUCGGUAAUAGCCGCACUAAAUGUUAGUGGGGAGCAAGUUAUGUUACUCGAUACCACGACUGAAGACUCUCUAGGAUGGACACGCUAUCCGUACGGUCCGCAAGCGAGCACUCCCGGCUGGGUCGAAGAAUCGUACACGAAUUUCGAGAAGCAAAUCAACUGGCGAUCUUAUGUCGUGUGUGACGUCGCACAUCAUAAUGUGAACAACUGGCUGUGGACACCUUACAUCGAGAGAAGAAACGCCAAUCGGAUUUAUAUUGAGAUCAAGUUCACAAUAAGAGACUGCUCCCUCUUUCCAGGUAAUGCUCUCAGUUGUAAAGAAACUUUCAGUUUGCUCUACUAUGAAUUUGACGUUGCCACUCGUGAACACCCACCAUGGGAGCCCGAGAGCUACAAACUAGUUGGCCGCAUUGCUGCAGGGGAAGGCAGAUUUAAUACCAACUCGGAGGUAGAUAUAAACACUGAAGUAAAAAGUAUUGCAGUUACAAAGCGGCUAGUGUCCAUUGCAUUCAGAGAUCAGGGUGCCUGUAUCUCCAUACUUGCCAUCAAAGUUUACUACAUCACAUGUCCAGAGGUCACAUUCAACUUUGCAAGAUUUCCUGCUACACCGACAGGUAGAGAGGUUACUGUUAUAGAGCAAGCAAACGGAACAUGCGUUGAAAAUGCUGAGAUUGCUCCUGGUGAAAGUGCCCCUGUAUAUUUCUGCAAGGGUGAUGGUAAAUGGACAUUACCAACAGGAUCAUGUAAGUGCAAGGCAGGCUAUGAACCAGAUCACACUAGCCAAGUAUGCAAUCAAUGCGUUCCUGGCAAGUUCAAGUCACACACAGGAGAUGAUCCUUGCGCACCAUGUCCUAAUCAAUCUGAAACCACCUCAUAUGGGUCAAAUGAAUGUAAAUGUGUUCCUGGUUUCUUUAGGGCUAAGAAGGACCCAAAGAAUGUACCUUGUACACAACCACCAUCAGCACCAGAAAAUAUUACUGUUACUUUUACUGAUCAAUUUUCUAUAUCUCUAGCAUGGCAACCACCUCAAAAGACUGGAGGCAGAUCUGAUGUUACAUAUAAAGUUCAUUGCCUAAAUUGUGGUCCAAAUGUAGAGUAUAGACCUGCAGCCACAGAUUUGAAUAUGACAAGUGUUUCCAUAUCCAGACUGGACCCUGUUACAGAAUACAAAUUCCAAGUUUUUGCUCUUAAUGGUGUAACCGAGUUAACAGGUGAACCACCAAAGAAAAUUGAGAUUACAGCAGUCACUGAAGCGUCUGUUGUUAGUGUUGUUUCAAAUUUGAAAGUUUUGAGUGUUGAAAGUGACAAGAUUUCUUUAUCUUGGAAUGCUCCACCUGUAGAUCCCAAUGAUCCAGAUGAUAUAAUUGAAAGCUAUGAAAUAAAAUGUUUUCCUAAAGAUAAUUUGGAUAAAGGUGCAAAUUCUACUACUAAAAGAACUACAGAACCCCAUGCUGUAAUUACAGGCCUAAAAAGGGAUACAGAAUAUGCAAUCCGUGUAAGAGCCAAAAUGAAAAGAGGGUGGGGUGAAUUAAGCAGUGUUGUGUAUGCUAGAACAGGUUCUGUUCUUGAAACUACUUUUAUUGGUGAAGAGGAAGGAGCUCAAGUCCGUCUAGUUGCUGGAGUCAUGGUUGCUGUGGUAGUAUUAUCUGUUAUUGCUAUAAUUGCUACAGUACUAUUUUUACGUUCACGUGCUGACGAUGAGUGUGACAAAAAGCAGCCAAAUGAUUGCAAUGCAUUGAACUAUCGCAAUGGAGAGGUAUACACCGGACCAGAUCGACCAACAAAAACCAGUAGUAAUGCAACAACUCCUCUUUUUGCUGGCACAGGAUCAAGAACCUAUAUUGAUCCCCAUACUUAUGAAGACCCUAACCAAGCAGUUAGAGAAUUUGCUCGUGAAAUAGAUGCUUCUUGUAUUACUAUUGAAGCUAUUAUAGGUGGUGGAGAAUUCGGCGACGUUUGCCGUGGCAAGUUGAAGUUACCUUCCAGUUGUGGCCAAGAAAUAGAUGUGGCUAUAAAAACUCUAAAACCAGGAUCUACAGAAAGAGCUCGGCGAGACUUCCUAGCUGAAGCAUCGAUAAUGGGUCAAUUUGAACAUCCUAAUGUUAUAUUCUUACAAGGUGUUGUAACAAAAUGCAAUCCAAUUAUGAUUAUUACUGAGUUCAUGGAGAAUGGUUCCUUAGACACAUUUUUACGUGUAAACGACGGAAAAUUCCGUGUUUUGCAGUUGGUAAGUAUGUUACGUGGAAUUGCAACUGGUAUGCAGUAUUUGUCUGAAAUGAAUUAUAUUCAUCGAGAUCUGGCAGCUCGUAAUGUUCUUGUGAAUACAUCACUUGUAUGUAAAAUAGCAGAUUUUGGAUUAUCUCGUGAAAUAGAAUCAGCCGCUGAUGGCGCAUAUACAACUCGCGGUGGUAAAAUUCCAGUGCGAUGGACAGCUCCGGAAGCUAUCGCUUUUAGAAAAUUUACUUCUGCUAGUGACGUUUGGUCUAUGGGUAUAGUAUGUUGGGAGGUAAUGAGCUUUGGGGAGCGUCCUUACUGGAACUGGAGUAAUCAAGAUGUUAUUAAAUCUAUCGAGAAAGGUUAUCGCCUCCCAGCUCCAAUGGACUGCCCAGAAGCUGUGUAUCAGCUUAUGCUGGACUGUUGGCAAAAGGAACGUACACACAGGCCAACAUUUGCAAGUAUUGUAAAGACUUUAGAUAAGCUCUUCCGCUGUCCAGAUACUUUGAGAAAAAUAGCGCAGAAUCGUUCUGCUGAUCCUCUUGCUGGUGAUACACCUGACAUGGUUCAGUUUUCUUCAGUAGAAGAGUGGCUUGAAUGCAUAAAAAUGUCCCGCUACGUUGAGAAGUUCAGGGCAGCUGGCAUAACAGAUAUGAAUGCUGUGGUUGAUCUAACAGUUCACCAAUUAGCUUCCUUAGGGGUUACAUUAGUUGGACAUCAAAAAAAGAUUAUGAAUAGUGUUCAAAGCAUGCGUGCCCAAAUACGUGUCAGUGGGCCAUAUGGUUUUCUUGUUUAAUGAAUGUGCUUAGAGCAGUGUUAGUGAAUGUGACUAUUUUAAAGAAAACCAUAGGACUUUGAUCUCCAUAAAAGUGAUGCAAAUCAGUGAUUUAUAAUAUGUAACAAAGGAUGCAUUUUGUAUAUUUUUCUAAAGGAACUCUCAUAGAAAUAGCAUUAAGAUUAAAUCACAGAGACAUCUUUAUAGCUAUUAAGAUAUUCAUCACAGCUAGCUAAUAAUUUUAACAUUGUUAACAUAAUGUGUUAAUUUGAUUUGGAGGCAGCUAGCUUGAUAUACAAAUAGUCUACUGGUAUCUGUGAAAAUAUGAGAAAGGCCUAAAAUGUUUUAUAGAACUAUAAUUCAUUUGUUCCAAACACAGCUUUACAUACCGUCUUUAUGUAUACAACGAACAAAAAGCCAUGAUUAAUUUAUUACAUUGUAACCAGCAUUUCUAA